This is a messenger RNA of Megalobrama amblycephala (Wuchang bream), 5719 nucleotides long. Its product is annotated as C1q-related factor-like. Gene Ontology annotation, molecular function: protein binding. NCBI's taxonomy places the organism in Eukaryota, Metazoa, Chordata, Actinopteri, Cypriniformes, Xenocyprididae. The transcript is spliced from 2 exons. The record is from RefSeq and is a predicted model, not a curated record. The coding region runs from base 3993 to 4823 and encodes 276 amino acids.
ACGGGUGUAGAACGACAUGAGGUUGAGUAAUUAAUGACAUUAUUUUCAUUUUUGGGUGAACUAACCCUUUAACAAUUAGCAUGUAGUAUCAAUUUUGGCCACUAGUGGAGCAUUAAUUAAAUUUUUUUCUUUAUAUAAAUUGCCCCAGGUCACCUUGCAGAGAAAUUAUGUAUAAGUGUUUUGGCAGUUUUGUGAUAGUGUAAGUUAUGUUGUGUGAAUGUUUUGUAUAACUAUAGUGAGGUGAUGCUGAAAUGAAUAGACAGCUGUUUUUAAUGCUUUUCGAUGCAUUUGAUGUUACCAUCGAUUGCCUUUCCUCUGUGUGCUCUCAGACAUAGAGACCUCCAGGAAAACACACACAUAUACGUAUAGACACUGAGCACAUCCAUGCAAACACAGCUCGUAAGAUCAUUCUAGCUUACAUCAUGGCCUGUCUGGCCCAGCCUGAGGUUUAUCUGUACAUUAUGUUUGCUUUCAAAUAAAAUUGAAUAAGAAACAAGAAAUUCCCCCUUGCUCAAGGAUGAGCAGGACGUGAGCAUCUCUCAGGGGGCUUGUGACUGACUCAAGGGGCUUGUUGUUCUCAGCUGGCGGAGGCAUGGGGGGAAGAAGAGCUGUGGAGGAAGUAAAUUACAUAGGGAGGGCUGGAAAAGUCUCUCUUCUUGUCGCAUUACUGCGCCUGCCGUCAAGGGCACUGUGGCUCCGGUUUGAGUCACUUCGCUCGGAGCUCCGCAUGGCCUUCGUUUCCUGCAGCCAAUGAUCAACAUUCUCUCUGUUUCAAUGACUCACAGCGAUAGUCAGAAAGCCCUCCCCUGUCUUCAUCAUGUCCCAUGACAGCAUCACAACCCACAAGAGAAGAUGGAAAAGUAAAGCAAUGUUUGUUUGAAAACAUACCUUUGGUUUUAAAUUGUUGUGUACGUUGGGACAAAUGAGAAGCACUGUGAACUUAUUAGACACAAAGAGAAUCCCUUGAGCAAAUUAAAGGGAUGGUACACCUAAAAAUGAUUAACUUAUUCCAAACCUGGAUGGCUUUUUUGUGCACUAGAAUAUAAAAGACGUUUGAUGAAAAAAACGGAACUGGCGUUGUGUCAGUUCUGUAAGUUGAAUAGGGAAGGACGUAGCGUAAGCUUUUUGAACUGCUAGAGUUUUACACUUUCUUCGUAAGAAGAAUGCGGAAAGUGGCCUGGCGGAAGCUACAUAUUUUACUUAAUGACUUGUUAAAUGUGGAUUUUUUGUUUUACACAAAUGCAUCGCUUCGUUUCAGAAGGCCCCUGGAGCCGUGUGGAAUAUGAUUAUAAUGGAUGGGUGUGAAUGGAGUAAAUAUUUAUGUAAAUAAAUAUUUAUUAAUAUAUCUCCGAUUGUGUUCAUCAGAAAGAAAGAAGUCAUGUACACCUAGGAUGGCUUGAGGGUGAGUAAAGCUUGGGGUAAUUUUCGUUUGUAAUGUGAGCUAAUCUUUUAAGUGCCUUUCUCAGGUAAGGAACAACUUAUCAAUUGGAAGUAGUGUGCACACAUCCAAACUUGGGUAUAGGUGCCUGACGAAGACCUUGUUUGAUCGAUAUAUAAUGCAAUAUAUUAACGUUUCUUUGAUUAAGGAACAUGUUAUGACAUUUUGAUGAAUGACUACUAAAACAAACUUUAAAUGAGUACAUAAUUUUUUGGUUAUGAUUUAAUGUUGACUUUAGCAACACCACUCCAUGCAACUCAAGAUUGAGCAUUAGCUCCAGCAGCUGUAAUGGAACAUCAUUUGCGUUGGCUGAGAAUCAGACCCAGGUGUCCCGCAUAGCGGGAACAUUCUACCGCUGAACUAGCAAUGCUUUUCUUGCAAGCCCAAGGCUGUGCAUUUCCAAGCAGGUCUUCUUUCAGACCUGACAUACAUGAAAUAAAUGGCCAGUAAUAAUCCAGCAACCUCAUGAAACCAUCUACCACCUGCUUCAGCUGGCUGUGAGAUCUUCUUGAGCUCUUCGCUUAAGGUCGGUGCAUGCAGUGUAGUUUUUUUUUUCCUACCUUUUAUGAUUGUUGCUUGUCAGAAAUGUAUGUUGAAUGUAAUGUAUGUUGCUUUAGAAAGCAUCUACCAAAUGUGUAAAUGUAAAUAAGAUCCUGCAUAAAAGCCAGUGGUCAACUGUGUCAAACAAGCAAUUGACAGAGUUGUUCAGUCGGGUCGUUUUGACGUAACAAAUUAUGUUUUAUUAACAAAGUUCGGGAGGAGCAUGUUCAGAUAUUUAACACAGGAGGAGCUUAUUCAGUUAAUCAACUCAAUUAGCAUCAGGAGGUAUAUACAGCAGACUUACCUCUGUUCUAUGGCAGUUUUCCAGCAUCCAAAUUCCCAGCUUGAAGCCCUCCCCUCGGACAGCACACCAAAUACACAUAACCUUUAUUCUGUUUAAUUAUAUGUAAAUGUGAACUCGUGAAAGAAGUCAAGUGACUGAAGUCUAUGAUGUCUGGACAAAAGAGGGAAUUUGUGGAUCGAUCAUUUUUCAAAAUGAACUUGAGGUAAAUUUUAAGUAUGAUUAUGUUAAAGAGAAAACUAACAAGGUAUUGUACCAUUAUGUUUAUUUGAACUUGUAUUUUCUUUCUCUCACACAGAGUACGUCAUCAAUUGCUGUUCAAAUCUUUGAUUAAUCAGACAACUGUCGUAGGAGCUGCCACACAGCAGGACUUUGACGCAUCAUUUCUGACACUGUCAGAACUUCGUUAGAGGCUAAGAUUCAUCACAAGGGCAAAUAAUUGUUCUCCAGUGAGCAUGUCACACUGAACUCUCAAAGACCUGUGAUGAAACGAUUCAGAAAUUUUUCCCAGAUGCAAAAUCAUGGUGCACUGAGGCUUUACAAAGUCUGGGCCCUUAGUCACCAGUUUCACAUUUUUUGUUGAUCUAUUCCAUGCUGCCAAUGUACAUGCUGUGGGGAAGCCAGAGUUAUGCUGACUUGCAGUAGCUGUGGAUCAAAACUUCUGCAGAAUGAACAAAUUUAAGGUAAAUAUUCGAAUUUUCAUACAGUCAUGUUUAUUACAGUAGCCUGCUAUUCCCGGGACACUUGGAUCAUAGCACAAGGCAACAAAUGAUCAUUAACUCUCAUACAAGUUAGCAUUUAUUUAAUGAAAUGAGACAAUUAUGAGCAUGCCCGUAGCGUGUUCUCAUAAUCCGAGCUAGCUAUGGAAGAAUUACUAUGUGUUUACUGCACAUAAAUAAACAAUGACAUAAUUACAUAACGAUGCCAGGAAGAUGCGUUGAGGGCGGUUUUGAGAGACAGAAAGAGGGAAGCGGAAAAAUCCUUUUGCUUGCACACAGCAGGUGUCCCUUUCGAUUAACUGACGCUUAGAAUGCAUCCUGUCAUAUUUACUUGACCAUCACGCAGACAGAGAAACAGACUAUCUCUAACUCAUCUUCCCUCUCCUCUCGUGCUGUAUCUAGCCACCAUGUCUUAACCCUCCCAUCAAGUCUUGCAGUUCAACAAGUGGAAAAUCAAAUCAUAUUUCAAAAGACUGCACAAUAAAACACACUUAAAGGACUUUGAGAUUUCCUUGGCAUUGGGUUUCCCCAAAUACCCCUUCUUUCUCUCUUAUUCUCUCUCGCUCUCCCACUGUUUCUUCAUUUGCAGAAAGCCUCCUCCCACUUGUCCUUUUGAGUCAUACAAAGAAACACACUAGAAGGGCAUUCUCUCUCUCUUUCUGUCUUUUUCUCUCUGUCUCUCUCAAUCCUACUUCCUUCCUCAACGCCCAAACACUUCUCUCCACUCACCUGCUGAAACAGUGAAUGCUCUCUCUCUCUCUCUAUCUCUCUCUCUCUUUCAAGCAGGAAAGACAUACACACACUCAUCUGAGAUCCUUGGUGGUUCUCAUUUCCCUUCUCAUCUCCGUGAGCACCUGACAUUGAGGGAGCUUGUUCCCUCUCACUUCCAGAGGUCAAUAUUCCGGCUUGUGGUGAGAGCUCCGCGCUGGCGGCCCAGCCCCUUUCCCGCUUCAGCCUGGGACGGAAGACCCUGCUGGGGGCUGGCGUGGCCGUCAUGCUGCUCUUGGUACUGGUGGUCCUCAUUCCUGUUUUGGUUCACGUGGCAGGCAGCAGCGAAAACGGAGGUCAGUACGAGAUGCUGGGCACUUGCCGAAUGGUCUGCGAUCCGUUCUUGGAAAAAACUGGCACUACGGCUGGUAUCGGUACGGGAACAGCUAUCACUAAUACGCAACUGGAAGCCGAGGCACUGACUGAUCAUAGCAUGGGACCUCCGUUGCCGACCUAUGCCCACGGACCACAGGGCAAACCCGGCCGGCAAGGGAAACCAGGGCUACCGGGACCUCCAGGACCCCCGGGACCACCUGGAGAGCCUGGUCCUCCAGGACCAAUGGGGCCACCGGGAAAUAAAAACCACACAGAGCGACCAGAGAUCUUCGCUCUGGGUGGAAGAACAGCUACCGGAAUGGGCACAGCGGUUUAUACCAUGGGACCCCGCGUGGCCUUCUACGCAGGUCUGCGAAACCCGCAGGAGGGCUAUGAGGUUCUGAGGUUUGACGACGUAGUUACAAACAUUGGGAAUAACUACGAUGGAUCGACUGGGAAAUUUGUGUGCAAGGUUCCAGGAACGUACUUCUUCACAUACAACGUCCUCAUGAGAGGAGGGGAUGGAACCAGUAUGUGGGCAGAUCUUCUGAAAAAUGGACAGGUGAGAGCCAGUGCCAUCGCCCAGGAUCAGGAUCAGAGUUAUGACUACGCUUCAAACACGGUCAUCCUACACCUGGACCCUGGGGACGAGAUCUUCAUCAAGCUGGACGGUGGGAAGGCACACGGCGGAAACAGCAACAAGUACAGCACUUUCGCUGGCUUCAUUCUGUACAGUGAUUAGAGGUCAAGAGGUCACUGAAAUAAGUCUCAUUGAUUGAAGUUGUAAAUCUGAUAUUUACCUGAAAUUAACAGCUAUACACACAUAACUGAGUCACAAAACACAAGAUAAUUUGUUUAAAGGGUCAAAUGAUUCAUUAUGCACCCUGAAGGGAAUGGCCCUGUAUGUUUCGGUGUAGCAGGCACUUGGUUUUAAAGCCUGGAUCCUGUGAGAACACAACAGGAAGUGGUUUUCAAUUCUUGAAUCUGCCCAGAAACCUUUCACAGACAAGCUGAAAUCAACCAGAAGGAGAGAGCAGGGCUUCAGGGUUUCAUCAGAGUCGUAUCUGACUGAAAACCCAGUCAAGUCAGUGUUGAUAUUUCAUUAUGAUGUUGUCUUUGUAUGUAUGAUCAAUCUGUGAAUCUACACUGAUGUUUAUCAAUGUGUCCGACAUAAUGUGAAGUGAAUGAUGUUAAAUUAUUCCCUAAAAUCUUAAUAAGAUGAGCGUAUGCACCUGGUUUUGACUGCUGUAAAUUACACCUUGUCCGUUGUAGAUCAUAGUAUUUGUGAUUGAUGUGUGGAUGUGGAAAUACUAGCACAAAUAAAGCUCAGCAUUCAUUUCAGCUUUUAGCUAAAGUUAAAUCCGUUCAUUGUAGUUUUUACUAAUCAAUUAGGAAGUAUGUGGCUUUCUUAGCUAAUAAAAAACCCAUUAGCCUACUAAAAGUUAACAAUGGAUGGAGAUCUAACUGUAACAGUGAUAUCUCGUUUAUAAUGAUGAGCACAUAUCUAAAACGAUGUACUGUAUAUAUCACAAUAAUCAUGACCUGUACAAUGUAUCUAAAUAUCUUCUGUUCUAAAUGUAACAGCUAGAUUUUUGCUUUUGCUAAUAAAUGGGAUUUUUGUAACAUUUUGGGUCACUC